UGCUAGUCUAGUGAUUAAGUCUAUGGUUUCGUUUCUGGGUUUGCCCGAGGAGGACUCAAGAGCACGAGAGAAAAGUGGGAGGGAUUCGAGUUAGAAUUUAGAAAUUUGGCGGGUGAUUGAGAGAGUGAGAAGAGGACGGCAAAGGCGGCGAAAGGAUCCAAAGGUUUAAAGAGAGAGGGAGGGAGGCUUUCCUUUCCCAUAGAAAGACCAGUCUGAAUAUAAACGGGAACGGAGGGAAUUCUAAUUGGCAAGCUAGUUGAGGAGGUGAUCGGGUUGAGGAGGCUGGCGGGGUGUAUCUGGAAAGGGCAUCUGGGUCGCCAGGGAAGGGGAUAUUUCCCGCCAUUGUGAGAAGAAGGGGGCAGCGGAAGAGCAGCACAGAAGUUGCGAGACAUCCCCGAGAGGAAUCUUUGGAAGAAGGAAAGCGGAGAUCCGUGAGAGCCUCUUCAUCAUUACAAGAUGGCUUAACGCAGCCCAGCCUUAUGCAUAAUUUCCUCGUAAGUCCGUCUGAGUUCGCUGGGGACCUAUUGUUCGAGGCCAGGCAUGUCGUGGUAUUCAUGACUCCCAGUAUUUCCAGUGGACCUUGAGGAAGCACCCACUGGUUCUUGUAAGAACUGGUCUCACACGUUUACACUGUUGUUCUUGUGCAUCUCUCAAGCAGACAAGAGUUCUUCUGUUGAGUCUCUGCUGGUGCUGCUGAAAAAAUGGAUGGAAAUGAUAACUUAGACCUCUUAACUUCCCUAUUGGAAGAGAAUGAGGCACCUCCCCCAGAAGAUUCUAAAGAGAAUGGUGGUGAUGCAACUGGAGAGCCAGAUGAGUACGAUGAACUCUUUGAUGCAGAAGCUGAUACAUCCUACACAGAAGAGGUGGAGGCUGAUGAGGGAGAGGAUAAUGACCACAAAGAAAAUAUGGCUGAAUUGUUUGGAGAUAUAGGUGACCUGUCGGAGGAGGAGGAAACUGUUCAAAAGAAGCCCCAUCAUCCAGCUAUUGAUGAGGCAAAGGAGAAGACCGGUCAAGAUCUACAAGAUGAGUUGAGGAAAUUGCAAGAACAGAUGAAGGUAUUACAGGAACAGUUAAAAAUGACAGCAAUAGGACAGCAAACUCACUCUCUCCCUAACAAGAAAGCGUUUGGUACAUUGCCUGUUGCCCUCUUAAAUGAAAGGAAACCUGCAAAACUUCAAGAGUCACCAUGUUUCGCAGCACAGCUCAACAGUCCUGCUUUGCCACCAUGUAAGGGACAGGGCCAAAAACCUUCAUCUUCAGAAAAUAAAAGACAUGCCCCAAGGCCAACUUCAGGUUUGUUGCCACAACCUCUGAAGUCUAUCACUGGGAACAGGCCUGGUUUGAGCACCAGUCAGAAGUCUCAAGUGCCAAAACGUUCCAGUGUAAUUGAUCAGGAAGUCUCCAUAGAAACCUUCUCUGGCCUGAGGUUAAGAAAACCCCGUGUGUCCUCAGUUGAGAUGGAGAGAAAAAUGGCAGGCCGGAAAUGUAUUAGACUCUCUCAGUUGCAAGGCAAACUUGCUUCAGUAAAUCUCGAGGAAACAGAUUGGGUAACAUUUGGAAUCAUAAUAAAGAAGGUCACGCCUCAGAGCUCUAAUAAUGGCAAAACCUUCAGCAUCUGGCGCUUGAUUGACCUGCAUGACUUCAGCAAAUGUGUCUCAUUGUUUCUGUUUGGUGAUGUUCACAAAGGUCACUGGAAGACAGACCAAGGCAUGGUCAUAGGACUGCUCAAUGCUAAUCCCAUGAAACCAAAAGAUGGUUCAGAUGAGGUGUGUGUGUCUGUUGAUCAUCCCCAAAAGAUCUUAAUUUUGGGUGAAGCCAUGGAUUUAGGAACCUGUAAAGCUCGGAAGAAAAAUGGAGAACAUUGUACACAGCUGGUUAACCUGAAUGAAUGUCAAUAUUGUCAGUAUCAUGUGCAGUUCCAAUACCGAAGGCUCAGUUCAAAGCGGGCAGAUCUGCAGUCAACCUUCUCAGGUUCCCAGGCUCCAAAAAGGGGAGCUAAGAAGAACCUUGGCUUGAAAGAGAGGCUUUGUCAGGAUGGUUUUUAUUAUGGAGGUGUUUCCUCUGCAGCCUAUGCAGCCUCCGCUGCAGCAGCUGCUGCUCCUAAGAAGAAGAUCCAAACCACUCUGUCCAAUUUGGUUGUAAGAGGAGUUGACGCAGUUCUUCAGGAAACAAAGCAAAAACUGGAUGUGCCAAAGCAACCUUUACCAUGUUCCGAGGAAUUCAAAGGACUGUUGGCAAUGCCCUCCUUUGGAGCACGAAACCUAAACAAACACUUGGCUAAAGCCAGUGCCACAGAGUCUGCUGGGAAGCAAAGCCUGACUUUCCAGUCUAUCUCUGCUUCAGCACUCCUUAAGCAACAGAAGCAACAAAUGCUGGAAACCAGAAAAAGGAGGUCUGAAGAGCUGCAAAGAAGCUUUCUUCAAGAUACCAGUAAUGCAAACACACCAGCAUUACCAUCCUCCACAGGGAUAUCUAUGCUACGGUCUCCAACACCAGGAGCUGAGUUUCCCAAAGCUGCCAGAUUGUCAACUCCUCAAACACCGAAACUUGCCAUGGGCAUUUCUGAGGGAGAUGAUGUUCUCUUCUUUGAUGAUUUGCCUCCUCCCGGACCCAAACUGAAUGCCUUGGCAGAAGCUAAGAAGAUGGCAGCUGUAAACAAACUGCGUUCAAAGGGCUGCAUUCUCUCUAAAAUUGACCCAAAUAACAUAAAACGUAAACGAUCUGAUCUCGACGUUCUAGAGAUUGCAGAGAGAGUUGAGAAAAAUAUCCCCAUUUUGGAAGAUGUUGGUGCUGCAGAACCUACUCAAAAGAAACGAUGCCAGCAGCUUGCAUAUUUGGAGUCUGAAGAAUUUCAAGAGAUUUUGAAUGCUCGAUCCAAACACACAGGUGUCCUUAAGGAGUUUGAGGCUGAAUUGCAGGAAAGCUACUUUGAGCCCUUGGUGAAAAAGGAGCAAAUGGAAGAAAAGAUGAGGACUAUCAGGGAAGUGAAAUGCCGAGUUGCAACAUGCAAAACAACAAGCUUCUUCAUUGUCUCUCUCUUUUUCUCUCUGAAGUGUAAGUACACCUAUUUCAAACUCCUGGAUUCGUGUGUGGAGCAAAGCCAUGACUAUCACUGGCAUGAUGGUGUAAAGCGAUUUUUCAAGUGUCCGUGUGGGAACAGAGCCAUCGCUCUUGACAAGUUACCCAAAAAGCACUGCAGCAACUGUGGUCUCUUUAAAUGGGAGCGUGAUUCAAUGCUCAAGGAAAAGAAAGGUCCCAAGAUUGGUGCAGAAACUCUUCUACCAAGAGGGGAAGAACAGCCCAAAUUCCUCAGCAGCAUGAAGUAACUGUGAAAAGUGCAUUCAUUAUCUCUCUGUUAUUUUCGUAUUUUUAACUUCUCCUAUUUCUGGUAAGACCCAUUAUCUAAAUGAAGGGUGAGGCCCUUCUUAAAGACUUGGUCACCCAGCAGUCUUUUUACCAUGAAAUCUGAAUGAUCUUCUACUUUGAGCUCUUUUAUUUGCUUUGAACUAUUGACUUGGUGAGACUCUUCCUUCUUUAGAUUUUAGUCUUCAUUCAAUGUAGGAAGUGCCUGUUUUCUUGGGCUGCAAAUUAAAACAAAGUCCUCUACAGUGCCAGGGGCGUGCCAUGGCAGAGCUUUCUCAGGUUGUGUAGUGGUGUCUGUGAUCAACAGGGAUUCAGCUGAGACUACCUCAACCACAAGGAAUGUUUACCAAGAUGUGCCUGCGUGUAGAGAAAAGGGCUUUGCAGUACUUGAAGACAUCAUCAUACUCCUCAAUUAUUGACACUAAAAAUCCUCCUUCUUUCUAGGGUUAGCAGAUUGUGUGAACACUGUAUCUCACAUCUGUGAGGACAGCACAUUACCAAGGUAUCCUCCGAAAUGCAGACCUUAGAACAAACCCUCUUAAGGAGCAGUGCCUUAAUUUCUCCUAAUGAAGGGGUGAAAAUAUCAUGUGAUUUUUAACAAGAUAGCUUUUUUAUUGCCUUUGCUUUUUAAACUUUUUUCUAGUUGGUGUGUUAAAAUCCAUUGUGCUGUGAAUAUUUUUAUUAGCAGUGUGGAAGGUACAGACUGCUUCAGAUAGAAAACUUGACUGCAAACAUUUCCCACAAACCACAACAGUUUGUAGAAAAACCUGUAGUUUUCCCCAAAUGGUCAGAGUACCUAGCCAUAAUAUAUUACACACAGAGAGAAGCAAUGGGACCCCAAAAUUAGAACAUAAAGCAAUGCAUUAACGUUCAGAUAAAAUCCUACAUUGGCUCUUUUGUCUUUCUUUCUAGUGUAGUUUGGAUUGGUAGUUAGAACUGUGCAUUUCUAAAGUUCUUAGCAUGAGUGUUUAGCAAUUGCCAUCAAUUAAUUCCACUUCCCUUCAGCUUUGCCCAUGUACAUAUAAUGCAUAUCAACUUUGCUUGCCGUCGUUAAUCAGUGGGGUGUAUUUUUUUGAAUAUGCAUUCUGAAAUUUAUUGAGAGUUGUUAAUAUUUAAAUGCAAUGCUGUGAUUUAAACAUAUACCUAAUGCCUGGAAUCUUAAUUAUAUGGUGCAACAUAAACAUAUUGUGUGGCCCUAAGGAGGCCAGCACAUAUUGUAAUGAUGAAUGCCGAUUAAAACUUCAUUUUAAAAAGGUA
This is a messenger RNA of Hemicordylus capensis (graceful crag lizard), 4620 nucleotides long. It is a transcript of the gene MCM10, whose product is annotated as minichromosome maintenance 10 replication initiation factor. The record is from RefSeq and is a predicted model, not a curated record. The coding region runs from base 702 to 3326 and encodes 874 amino acids. Gene Ontology annotation, biological process: DNA replication; DNA replication initiation. Gene Ontology annotation, cellular component: replication fork protection complex; nucleus. NCBI's taxonomy places the organism in Eukaryota, Metazoa, Chordata, Lepidosauria, Squamata, Cordylidae. Gene Ontology annotation, molecular function: DNA replication origin binding; single-stranded DNA binding. The transcript has 21 exons.